This is a messenger RNA of Rasamsonia emersonii CBS 393.64, 1002 nucleotides long. RefSeq names its product dGTPase. The record is from RefSeq and is a predicted model, not a curated record. The transcript has 4 exons. Gene Ontology annotation, molecular function: GTP binding; G protein-coupled receptor binding; G-protein beta/gamma-subunit complex binding. NCBI's taxonomy places the organism in Eukaryota, Fungi, Ascomycota, Eurotiomycetes, Eurotiales, Trichocomaceae. Bases 1 to 1002 code for a protein of 333 amino acids. Gene Ontology annotation, biological process: G protein-coupled receptor signaling pathway. Gene Ontology annotation, cellular component: heterotrimeric G-protein complex.
AUGAGAUUAAGAUGCUGCUUCUCGAUUCGUAUCCGGUCGCUGACGAUGCGCGUCCCAGGUGCCGGAGAGUCGGGCAAGUCCACCAUCCUGAAGCAGAUGAAGCUGAUCCAUGAGGGCGGCUACUCGCGCGAGGAACGAGAGUCAUUCAAGGAAAUUAUCUUCAGCAACACCGUCCAGUCCAUGCGAGUCAUCCUCGAGGCCAUGGAAUCGUUGGAGCUGCCGCUCGCCGACCCCAGUUGCGAGUACCACGUCCAGACCAUCUUCAUGCAGCCCGCCCAGAUCGAAGGUGACACCCUCCCUCCGGAGGUUGGUGCUGCCAUUAAGGCCCUGUGGAAGGACGCCGGUGUCCAAGAGUGUUUCAGUCGAUCCCGUGAAUACCAGCUGAACGACUCGGCCAAAUACUACUUUGAUUCCAUUGACCGAAUUUGCCAGCCCGACUACCUGCCCACCGACCAGGAUGUCCUCCGUUCCCGUGUCAAGACCACUGGUAUCACUGAGACCACCUUCAUCAUUGGUGACCUGACCUACCGCAUGUUCGACGUCGGUGGUCAGCGUUCUGAGCGGAAGAGGUGGAUCCACUGCUUCGAGAACGUCACCACCAUUCUGUUCCUCGUCGCCAUCUCGGAAUACGACCAGCUCCUGUUCGAAGAUGAGACGGUGAACCGGAUGCAGGAAGCCCUGACCCUGUUCGACUCCAUUUGCAAUUCGCGCUGGUUCAUCAAGACCUCCAUUAUCCUCUUCCUGAACAAGAUCGACCGCUUCAAGGAGAAGCUCCCGGUCAGCCCGAUGAAGAACUACUUCCCGGAUUACGAGGGCGGUGCCGACUAUGCUGCCGCUUGUGACUACAUCCUCAACCGCUUCGUCUCGCUGAACCAGGCCGAGCAGAAGCAGAUCUACACUCACUUCACUUGUGCCACUGACACUACCCAGAUUCGAUUCGUUAUGGCUGCUGUCAACGAUAUCAUCAUCCAAGAGAACCUCAGAAUGUGUGGUCUGAUAUAA